Messenger RNA from Choloepus didactylus (southern two-toed sloth), 3630 nucleotides. RefSeq names its product aminoadipate-semialdehyde dehydrogenase (gene AASDH). The coding region runs from base 259 to 3534 and encodes 1091 amino acids. Gene Ontology annotation, molecular function: protein binding. NCBI's taxonomy places the organism in Eukaryota, Metazoa, Chordata, Mammalia, Pilosa, Megalonychidae. Gene Ontology annotation, biological process: amino acid activation for nonribosomal peptide biosynthetic process. The record is from RefSeq and is a predicted model, not a curated record. The transcript has 15 exons.
CACUAGCUCAUCAGGUCUCCCAGCUGACCAGAUACUGCCGAUUGUGGCGACGUGACUGCAUGGACGCGGACGAUGACGCAAGAGUCCGCGCCACUCAGUUUCCGGAAGGGCUGCGCGGCGGGGCAGCUUUACGACUUCUGGGUUAACUGCGUCACUGUGAUAGGUGGAUAAAGAAGUGUUGGGGUCGAGCUGUCUGGAAAGGUCUAGAAGCGCGCGAACCUGUCCCGAGGCCUUCUGAAUGUUUAGGUCUUCAGUGAAAUGACUCUUCAGGAAUUGGUACAUCAGACUGCCUCCCUUCAUUUGGACAAAAUAGCUGUAUGUUUUGAUGAAUGUAACAACCAGCCUCCAAUUUAUUACACCUACAAGACUCUGAUUAAUGCUGCUUCAGAAUUAUCAAAUUUUCUGCUAUUACGUUGUGAUUUUCAAGGAAUUUGGGAAAUUGGCCUCUACUGCCAUCCAGGAAUAAACUUAAUCUCUUGGAUUUUAGGAAUUCUCCAAGUCCCUGCUGCUUAUGCUCCUAUUGAUCCAGACUCACCACCAGCAUUAUCAGCUUACUUCAUGAAAAAAUGUAACUUAAAGUAUAUCCUUGUUGAAAAAAAGCUAGUUGAUAAAUUCAAAUCUUCUCAUGAGACAUUGAACUAUGACACAUUUGUAGUAGAACAUAAUGACCUAGUACUCAUCAGACUUCAUUGGAAGGAGGUUCAGGUAAACUUGAUGCCAAAUGAUAAAAGAGAGAGAUAUGAAAAUGAAAAAAUGAAAAACAGCAUGAGUUCUGGGAGCAGCAAUGAAGAGAAAUCGGAAGAAUACAUGGAUGUGAGGCUAAAGCAUUGCUUAGCUUACGUUCUUCAUACAUCAGGUACUACGGGGAUGCCUAAGAUUGUCAGAGUGCCUCAUGCAUGUAUAGUACCAAAUAUCCUGCAUUUUCGGGUCCUUUUUGAGAUCACACAAGAUGAUGUUUUGUUUCUGGCAUCACCUCUGACUUUUGAUCCUUCUGUUGUGGAAAUAUUUGUUGCUCUAUCAAGUGGUGCCUCUCUGCUUAUUGUACCAACUUCUGUCAAAGUGCUCCCAUCAAAACUAGCUGCUGUUCUCUUUUCUGAUCACAGAGUGACUGUUUUGCAGGCAACACCAACAUUGCUUAGAAGAUUUGGAUCUCAGCUGAUGAAGUCAGUUGUUUUAUCAGCUAGUACUUCUCUUCGAGUAUUAGCCCUUGGUGGUGAAGCAUUUCCAUCAUUGACUGUCUUCAGAAGCUGGAGAGGAGAAGGCAAUAAAACGAAAAUAUUUAAUAUUUAUGGUAUCACAGAAGUAUCAAGUUGGGCAACCUUUUACAGGAUUCCAGAAAAGAUUCUUAACUCUACUGUGAAAUGUGAAUUGCCUGUACAACUGGGAUUUCCGCUGCUUGGAACAGUAGUUGAAGUCAGAGACACUAAUGGUUUCACAAUUCAAGAAGGCAGUGGCCAAGUAUUUUUAGGUGGCAGAAACCGAGUGUGUUUUCUUGAUGAUGAAAUGACAGUGCCACUUGGUAUAAUGCGAGCCACAGGAGACUUUGUAACUGUGAAAGACGGCGAGAUAUUUUUCUUGGGACGAAAGGACAAUCAGAUUAAACGUCAUGGCAAACGUCUUAACAUUGAGCUUGUGCAACAGGUUGCCGAAGGACUUCAGCAAGUGGAGUCUUGUGCAGUUACAUGGCAUAAUCAGGAAAAAUUAAUUCUGUUCAUGGUGUACAAAGAAGAUUUAGUAAAGGAUUACAUCUUUAAAGAACUUCAGAAAUAUCUUCCAAGUCAUGCAAUCCCAGAUGAGCUUGUGUUGAUUGAUACUCUACCAUUUACAUCUCAUGGCAAAAUUGAUGUCUCUGAGUUAAACAAGAUUUAUUUAGACUACAUAAACCUGAAGUCUGAAAGUAAACUCAGUAAAGAGGAACUUUGGGACCAAUUACAGCAUUUGUGGAAGUCUAUUCUCAGUCUUUCAGAAGAUCCCUUCAAGGUUCCUGAAGAGUCACUGUUCUUAAACAGUGGUGGAGAUUCCUUAAAGUCCAUACGGCUCCUCAAUGAGAUUGAAAAUUUGGUUGGCACAUCAGUACCUGGGCUUCUGGAAAUUAUUCUCACCAGUUCCAUUUUAGAAAUUUACAAUCACAUCCUUCAAACAGUGUUUCCAGAUGAAGAUCUGCCAGUCAGCAAGGGUUAUGUCACAAAAAGAAAAUUCAGUGACUUUAAUCAAGGAGAAACCAGUGGAAAAUCUGACAUGCUUUUAAAUUAUGAUGAGAUAAAUGCUUGUAUUGCACUAAGCAGAGGGAAUCAGAUCUUGUCUCUGAAUACUACUAGGUUUUUAACUAAGUUAGAACCUUGCCCUUCAGCCUGUUCGUCAAGUUUAAUUUCACAGACUGAUAUUUCCAAUAUGAAAAACUCAAAUCCUCCAACUCUUAUGGCAAAGUUAGAGGCGCCGUCCUGUAUUGCGAAAGAUUCUGAAGAUGAGAUAGCUAUCGUAGGGGCUGAGAAAUUGGAGUUACAUGUGAGGUGGAAGUCAGACACAGGCAAAUGUGUAGAUGCUUCACCUCUGGUUAUAAUACCAGUUAUUGAUAAGUCAUCUGCAACUGUUUACAUUGGCUCCCAUUCUCAUAGAAUGAAGGCAGUUGACCUUUACUCUGGGAAGGUGAAAUGGGAACAGAUUUUGGGAGAUCGAAUUGAAUCUUCUGCAUGCAUAUCUAAUUGUGGAAACUUUGUUAUAGUGGGCUGUUAUAAUGGGUUAGUUUAUGUUUUGAAAAGUAAUAGUGGAGAAAAACACUGGAUGUUUGCCACUCAGGAUGCUGUCAAAAGCUCUGCAACCAUGGAUCCAACCACAGGACUCCUUUACAUCGGAUCUCAUGACCAGCAUGCAUAUGCUUUGGAUAUUUAUAAAAAGACGUGUCUUUGGAAGUUAAAAUGCGGAGCAACGGUUUUUUCUUCUCCUUGUUUGAGCCUGAAUCCAUAUCACCUGUAUUUUGCUACACUGGGAGGACUUUUGCUCGCUGUAAAUCCUGCCACUGGCAACAGAAUAUGGAAAUAUUCUUGUGGUAAACCACUCUUCUCUUCUCCACGGUGUUGUCUCCAGUAUAUUUGUAUUGGUUGUGUAGAUGGGAAUUUACUCUGCUUUACUCAUUUUGGAGAACAGGUUUGGCAGUUCUCUACUAGUGGACCAAUUUUUUCAUCCCCAUGUACCUCAGCAUCAGAGCAAGAGAUAUUUUUUGGUUCCCAUGAUUGCUUUGUCUAUUGUUGUAACAUGAAAGGUCACCUUCAGUGGAAAUUUGAAGCUACUUCAAGGGUAUAUGCAACACCAUUUGCUUUCCCUAGCCACAACCACAGCAAUGAAAUGUUGCUGGCAGCAGCAUCUACUGAUGGGAAACUGUGGAUCUUGGACUCAAACAGUGGACAACUGCAAAGCGUAUAUGAACUUCCUGGAGAAGUCUUCUCUUCUCCUGUGGUCUGGGAAUCAAUGCUUAUUAUUGGAUGUAGAAAUAAUUAUGUUUAUUGUCUGGAUUUAUUGGGUAGCAAUCAAAAAUAAUCAGGAUGCAAUCCUUACCAGCAUGUAUCUUGUGAUAUUUGGAAAUAUUUAUUUUACAAUUAUAGAGCUCUGUGGAUAGUCUCUUAUUUAUAUUAA